Molecule: messenger RNA, 939 nt
Organism: Ordospora colligata OC4
Lineage: Eukaryota; Fungi; Microsporidia; Ordosporidae
Product: subunit of transcription initiation factor TFIIIB
Exons: 1
Coding region: 1-939 (312 amino acids)
Biological process (GO): transcription initiation at RNA polymerase II promoter; transcription preinitiation complex assembly
Cellular component (GO): nucleus; transcription preinitiation complex
Molecular function (GO): RNA polymerase II general transcription initiation factor activity; TBP-class protein binding
Source: RefSeq, a predicted model, not a curated record
AUGAAGACAGUCCCAAAGUUCAAGCCAUAUGUACAGGCAUGUUCUGAUUGUGGAGAAACACAGAACAUAAUCGAAGACUACAAAAACGGAUAUCAUGUAUGUGCUGUAUGCGGAUGUAUAGUGGGAAACAGAAUAAUAGACGAAGGUAGUGAGUGGAGAUCUUUUGGAGACGGAAACAAAGUAGAUCCGUGUAGGACAGGAAGCGCAAGCAAUCCAUAUCUCGAAUCUGAACAACUCGAUACAAUGAUAAGCACGGGGGGAGGACUUAACUCAUAUGUACUGGCAAAUAUCCAGACAAAAAACAGCAUGCGAGGGCCAGAAAGAGCAUUGAAACAUGGAAUGAACCUCAUCACUGCAUUCUGUGAGAGAUCGAAUCUUUCACGCACUAUCAUUGAUAGAGCACAUUACAUCUUCAAAAACAUCGAGGAAAGGAAGCUUCUCAAGGGCAAAAACGUCGAGGGUAUUGUUGCUGCAUGCAUAUACAUAGCGUGCAGACAAGAAGAUUGCCCAAGAACAUUCAAGGAAAUCAGUGUAAUGACUGCCGUCCAAAAGAAGGAAAUAGGAAGGAGCUUCAAGUUAAUUUCUCCUCAUCUUGAGCGCAUGACAGCAAUGUCUACAGAAAACCUUAUAGCAAGGUUUUGCUCCGAUCUCAACCUUAGCAUUAAAAUUCAAAAGAUAGCCACCGAGAUGGCAAAGGCAGCACACGAGCUCGGAUGUCUUGCCGGAAAGAAUCCAGACUCUAUAGCUGCAGCAGUGAUAUACAUGUUAACAAACCUGUUUCCUGAAGAAAAGAAGAUUCAGAAAGACAUUCAGCUGGUUACAAAUGUUACAGAAGUAACAAUAAAAAACACAUACAAGGAGUUGCUUGCAUUCAAAUACGACAUCAUUCCCGAAGGAAUGGUAAGUAAGGAAAACAUAGAUAAACUUCCAAGCUACUAG